AUGCGCAGACCAGCGCUCUUUAGAUUUGUUCGUCAACUGCUGCGAGCUGCAGCAAGUAGAUUUGCAGGCCCUUCAAACGCACAACCAACAGAAGGCCUUCUUUCUGAAUUUGUAUCACCUCACGCACAGGCUAGCGCUCCUCCAGGUCAGCCGAGAGGGAGCACUUGUCUUGCCUCCAGGACCGCGCAGCCAACGCCCUUUAAGAAAUUGGCUCAAGAAGCUUGUCGCCCUCGCUUGUGCGCGCCUGUUGCAGCAGCUCGGUGUGCCCGAGGGCCUUUACCAGCGCCUCCGCCUACUCAAUUGCGCGGGGGUGUGCGUAGGAGGAUUUCGGUUGAACCUUUUAGAAAUCUUCCACGGAGUUCUUCGUUGCAACAAGCGGCCCCCCCUUGGGCUCCACAAGCCUUUCCACUAGAUCCACGGAUUCACUUCGCUUUGAAUUUCGGAACGCCAAGACCGCGACUGCGCAUCUACCAUCCCGAAAUCUUGGAUGUCUGUGGCUGCUUACGCUUCAUGGCUGUUGGCAUAGGGGGCUCUGCCUGCUCUCUGUGCUGCACUGCUGCCGACACCGAUCCGAAAAACUUCCAAUUUGCUGAUGGCGGCCGCUCAUUGCGGCUCUCGCAGCUUCUCGAAACGUUUCAGGGGGAUUUCGGUUCGACACAGAGAGAGGCGAUUGCGUAUCUUUUACCGUUUUUGAAUGGUUCGGAAUCUGAAAUGCUGCGGCAGCUGCUGCAAAUGGAAGGCCCCCGCAGCAGCAGGGGGAGCAGCGGCGGCAUAGCGGAGGCGGUGGUUGGAGGGUUCUUGAGACUUUUCGGCGGAUUGAAAGUCUCGUAUUCGCCAGUAGAUUGGCAGUCUCCCUUUCUCCCGCACAAGCCUUUCGACUCACGGGGGCACAUCCUCUAA
Molecule: messenger RNA, 900 nt
Organism: Cyclospora cayetanensis
Lineage: Eukaryota; Apicomplexa; Conoidasida; Eucoccidiorida; Eimeriidae
Exons: 5
Coding region: 1-900 (299 amino acids)
Source: RefSeq, a predicted model, not a curated record